AUGGCGGGGAAUUCAAACUCGGACCUCCAGACGUUCACGUCCCCGCUUCAACAAGGAGGUGAUUCGCCCCGUCCGAGACAAGCAGCUUGUCUCGUCUGUCGUCGAUCAAAGAUCAAGUGCGACUGGAAACCCCAUCAGGAACGAUGCAGGAGAUGUAUCCAACUCGACACGGAAUGCGUGCGACCUGCAUAUCAUCCCGGUCGUCAAAAGGGUAUCAAAAAUAAACGUACAGGUCUUGACAAAGCUUUGUAUCAAAUUGAUCAAGCUGUCAAACGCGCUCGUUCAGCAGCUCAGAAGAAUCCAGAAGAUGAUAGAAUUCUGAACCAUCUUCAGGAUCUACUCAGUGGCGCGAAUUCACCUGCUGAUGCCCCGCAGACGAGAUACAGUGCCAGCGGCGAUGGUGAAGAGGAUGCUUAUUCUGAAGAGGAAGAAGAGGAGCAGGAGCAAGAUCCUAUCGUGAUACCUGAGUUCAUUCAAAGAACACAGCAAAGUCUUGCAAUUGACGACGCCGAGAAUCCACUGCAGCUUCUUGCAAGGGCAUCCUACAUUCAACCGUCACCAGAGUCGAGACAUGGAAAUUCCCCUCAGCAAGCCCAUACAGCGAGCACAACUGGACAAACCGAGGAUGAGAUUCAAGCGUUCUUUGCUCCAGCGCAUGUUCAUCUAGAUGUUGGAUCUGACCUUGACCCUGUCACGUUGGGACUUGUCUCAGAAGAUGAAGCUGACAGGCUAUUCCACUUUUUUCAUCGCAAUCUUGCUCAUACCCGAUGGGGCCUUGAUCCAAGGAUAUACACCGUCGAAUUCACGCGCUCGAGAUCAUCAUUCCUCUACACAUCCAUCAUGGCUGCAUCAGCCCUUUUCAUGCCAUCAGCAGCAGCACUUUCAAAACGACUAUCAAACCACGUCAGGACUCUCGCACACAAAGUCGUACUCAAGCGGUACAGAUCAGUUGAAAUCGUUCUUGCGUUCAUGGUAAACAUUCCAUGGAUGUUCCCAGGUCAACAUUCAACCGACGACGAAACCUGCACGUACAUCUCCAUAGCGAACACGGUCGCCACCGAUUUAUCGCUUCACAAAACCCUCGUAUCGCCAGAAAUGCUAGGCUCAGGAUCAGAAAUUGGUCUCGCGAGGGGUGAUUGUCUUGACCCGAGAGCAGCUUUAGCCAUGGACGGAUUUCCUGAGCUUGAUCCAUGGUCUGAGAAAGGACGUCUGUUACUUCGUAAUCGGGAGCGAUGCUGGCUUUCGCUUUUUGUUCUGGAACGUGGAAUGUCUCUUGCCAGAGGACGACCGUUUUCUGUUCCCAUGACCAAGUCUUUGAAGGACUGUGACAGUUGGCAUCGGUCUGAAUUUGCCGAUCCUCUUGAUGGACAUCUUGUCUCGAUGGCUGUGCUAAGAAGAGACUUGGAUGCGUUGUUUGCUACUGUGAGAGCUCUUUGUGACGGAUCGCAGAUGGCUUCUAGUGACGGUUCAUUGAUCGCCCAAUCAAUCCAAGGGUCAAUUGAACGAUUCUUUGAUCAAUGGUACACAGAGUGGGGGAUCUCAAUUGGCAAAGGCCCAGACCGUCGACUUCCACCAUACGUCGAAAUCCUCGUCACUCACACCCGCCUGUCCAUCUAUGGCGGCGUGAUAAACCAUCCCACAGCGCCGCUUGAAGUUCGUCGCUUCUUCCACACAGCCGGUCUCUCCUCAGCUCUGAACGUGAUGCGUGCCGCUAUCCAGGGAGAGUCGCAACUUCAAUCCAUGCCGAACAACACCGCCAUCAUGAUAUCCUUCGCAGCCUGCUUCGCUUUAACAUUGAGUUCCUACGCGACUGGUGGUUCAGCUUUGGCCCCGAGUGUCAGAAACCUCAUUGACGAAACAGCCACCGUUCUCGAAAGAAUCGGAAAAGUAACGAGACAUCGAAACGGUCUUUCUAUUAAAUAUGGAAAAUAUCUCAAACAAAUCGUCAGAAGGGCAGCUACAGGAGACGGUAUAUCUGAUCCGAGAAUGCCAAUCGUCAACGAAGCACCCAUCACGACGCCCACAUUUCUGGACCAGCAAGCUCUAUGGCAAGAACCGAUUCAUUUCUCUGCCAUGUCAGAUGAUCAAAUUGUACAAGCUCUGAAUCAACCAGGCAACGACUUUGAGCCCGGAUUCGGUGGACUUUCAUGGGAAGAUAUGACAAAUUUCGAAUGGCUUUACUGGCCCGAAGUUGGUAUAUAA
Fusarium venenatum is the source of this 2202-nucleotide messenger RNA. RefSeq lists its product as uncharacterized. Lineage: Eukaryota; Fungi; Ascomycota; Sordariomycetes; Hypocreales; Nectriaceae. Gene Ontology annotation, cellular component: nucleus. Gene Ontology annotation, molecular function: transcription cis-regulatory region binding; zinc ion binding; DNA-binding transcription factor activity, RNA polymerase II-specific. Gene Ontology annotation, biological process: regulation of DNA-templated transcription. The record is from RefSeq and is a predicted model, not a curated record.